Molecule: messenger RNA, 1545 nt
Organism: Gaeumannomyces tritici R3-111a-1
Lineage: Eukaryota; Fungi; Ascomycota; Sordariomycetes; Magnaporthales; Magnaporthaceae
Product: MFS hexose transporter
Exons: 5
Coding region: 1-1545 (514 amino acids)
Biological process (GO): transmembrane transport; carbohydrate transport
Cellular component (GO): membrane
Molecular function (GO): carbohydrate:proton symporter activity
Source: RefSeq, a predicted model, not a curated record
AUGGGGCUCAACCCGCACACAUACCAGUUUCUCGUCAGCAUCUUUGCGUCGCUCGGCUCUGCGUUGUUUGGAUAUGACCUCGGUGUCAUAGCAGAAGUGGUGGGCAGCAGCUCCUACCAGGAGCUGUUCAACCCGACCCCUGCCGAAACUGGCGUCGUUGUGAGUUUGUUCACAGGCGGUGCCUUUUUCGGUGCCGCCUUCGCUGGGCCGACUGGAGACUGGUUCGGGCGCCGCAUGACGAUCCUGAUCGGGGCCAUCAUCUUCCUCCUUGGAGGGGCCCUCCAGACGGCAGCUCAGUCCAUCAAGUAUCUGUGGGCGGGGCGGUGCAUUAGUGGGCUAGGCGUUGGGUUUCUGGUCAUGAUCAUCCGAUGGGAAACAUCACUAACGUUGCCAACAGCCAUCUACCAAGGCGAAAUCGCCCACCGCGACAUCCGCGGCCGCGUAACGGCGCUGCAGCAAUUCAUGCUUGGCAUCGGCGCCCUGGUCGCCGGCUGGCUGUCCUACGGCACCUUCUCGCUCGAAGGGUCCAAGCAGUGGCGGAUCCCGCUGGGGAUCCAGAACGUGCCGGCCGUCGCGCUCGCGCUGCUGAUCCUGCUCUUCCCCGAGUCCCCGCGGUGGCUGAUCGACCACGACCGGGCCGAUGAGGGGCUCGCGACGCUGGCGCGGCUGCACGCGGGCGGCGACGUCGACGACGCCUUUGUGCGGGCCGAGUUUGCGCAGAUCAGCGAGAGCAUCGCCUUCGACCGCGAGCACGAGGCCAAGAGCUACGGCGAGCUGUUCACGUCGCGCAGCUCGUUCCGGCGCCUCUUCAUCGCCUGCGCACUGCAGGCGUCGGUGCAGAUGACGGGCGUCUCGGCCAUCCAGUACUUCAGCAUCGCCAUCUACAAGCAGAUCGGCAUCGACGGCCAGAGCGCGCUCAAGUACCAGGCUAUCAGCUCGGUCCUGGCGUUGAUCGCCCAGGCCAUGUGCAUUCUGUUUGUCGACCGAUUCGGUCGCCGGUGGCCCCUGAUCUAUGGAAACCUGGUCAACUGCUUGAUGUUCCUCAUCGCGACGGUCCUCAUUGCUCAGUUCGACCCCGAAACACACCAAGACGGCGGCGCAGGCUGGGGUUUCAUUAUCGUGACCUGGCUCUACAACAUCAGCUUCUCGGCAACGUGCGGGCCGCUCUCGUGGAUCAUCCCGGCCGAGAUCUUCGACACGCACACGCGCAGCAAGGGCGUCUCCAUCGCCACCAUGACCUCGUUCGCCUUCAACACCAUGAUCGGGCAGGUGACCGAGAUCGCAAUCACAAACAUCAAGUGGCGCUACUACCUCGUCUUUGUCGUCUGCAACUUCACCAACGCCCUCUUCUUCUACCUCGUCCUGCCCGAGACCAAGAAGCUGCCGCUCGAGGAGAUGAACUACCUCUUCACCAACGCGCCCUGGAUCAUCCCAGGAGCCGACCGCACAAAGUACAGCGCCGGGCUGGCAGAGGACCUCGAGCGGCGCGCCGACGAGCUGCGCGAAAAGGGGGCUGCGGCCGGAGCCGAGUCAGGUCACGCCUGA